AGCGCAGGGGUUUGACAAAAACAAACGGCGACGCCGACGCCGUAGGGUCUAUGGCUGAGGCUGUGAGACCAACUCGCCGGGCCAAGCCCAAGGCCAGCCGGACUAAAACCAAGGAAAAGAAGAAAUAUGAAACUCCUCAAAGGGAAGAGUACGAUGAAGUCUCCCUUUCAAAAACCUGCAGAGAACUGGGAAUCCCUACUCUGGCUUGUGAAUUAAGAGGAGACCAGCUGAAGGUGUCAGCUGGUUCCGAGCUCCAGAAUGAUGCCUGUGGACAAAACGAGAGUGAAAUGUUUGAUGUACAACUCACCUCCUUAACUAUAAACAGUGAAGGGUCCCUGACAUGUAACACAGAGACCCUAAAAGAAGGGGAGGAGGUCGGAGCCUGUGUUGGGGGUGAAGAAGUCAAGCCGAAGGUUGACCCUGGAGACAAUGUUGGAACCAAAGUAGAAACUCCCAAGAACUUUACAGAAGGAGAGAAAGGUGAAGUGGUACAACGUGGACCUUCUGAAAGUACACUGCAAUCUAGUUUUUCUUAUACUCAGCAGGGAAUGGAAAAUUUACAGGCCAGAGAAACUCAGCAUAGCAAAGAUGACAAACAAGCCUUGAGUCUUUCUUCAGAGGUGCUACAAAAUGUUGGCUUGCACAGUUCUUGUGAAGCCACGGACAUUUUUCAGCCACCUAGGGUGAAAAAACUGUAUCCCCAGUUGCCAGCGGAAAUGGCUGGAGAAGUGCCCCCUUUGGUGGCAGCAAAACCCUUGCUUCGGAAUGAGCGACUCUACCCGGAGCUCCCAGCUCAGCCAGAAGUAGUACCGUUUACUAAAGAACAGCUAAAAGUCUUUGAGCCUGGUUCAUGGCUGGAAAAUGUUGAGUCAUAUUUAGAAGAAUUUGACAGCAUGGCUCAUCAGGACAGGCAUGAAUUUUAUGAGUUGCUUUUGAACUAUUCGCGAUGCAGGAAGCAGCUGCUCCUGGCUGAAGCUGAGCUAUCUGCUCUGACGUCCGAUUGCCAAAAUGCUAAAAGUCGACUGUGGCACUUUAAGGAGGAACAGUUGUCUGUACAGGGUAUCUGUGCAGAUCAAGUGAAAGUUUCAGGCUAUCAUCGCUACCAAAGAGUAGAAAUGAAUGAAAAUGCUCUGGAGGAGCUAAAGAAGCUAUUUGAUGCCAAAUCUGAGCACCUCCACCAGACUCUGGCUCUGCACUCUUACACUUCUGUGCUCUCCAGGUUGCAAGUGGAGUCUUACAUCUAUGCCUUGCUUAACAGUUCAGCUGUUCUGAGAUCUUUAGCAAUUCAUCAGCAAGGCCGAGCUUCUAAACAGGCAGAAAGCAUUCCGUCUGACCUGUGUCCACUGAAGGAGUGCAUUAGCGUCUUAUUCAUGUUCACCAGGAGACCUAACGAAGAUACUCAGUUCCAGGAUGAUAUUCUUCUCUGGCUGCAAAAAUUGGUAUCAGUGUUACAAAGAGUUGGCUGUCCUGGAGAUCACCUGUUCCUGCUAAACCAUGUUCUUCGAUGCCCAGCUGGCGUCAGUAAAUGGGCUAUUCCUUUUAUACAGAUCAAAGUGUUGAAUAACCCAUCAGGGGUCUUUCAUUUUAUGCAGUCCCUUGCCCUUCUAAUGUCUCCUGUCAAAAAUCGAGCGGAGUUCCUGUGCCACAUGAAGCCCAGUGAGGGGAAGCCGCCUUCUUCGGGGCCGGCGUCUGGGUCCUGGACGCUAGUAGAUGAAGGAGGAGAAGAGGAUGAAGACCCUGAGACCAGUUGGAGUCUCCUUAAUGAAGAUGACUUGGUUAUCCUUUUAUCACAGUUCCCAUUUCAUGAACUCUUUCAACAUCUUCUUGGGUUUAAGGCAAAAGGUGAUUAUUUACCUGAAACAACAAGACCUCAAGAGAUGAUGAAAAUUUUUGCCUUUGCUAACUCAUUAGUGGAACUUCUGGCUGUGGGGUUAGAAACCUUUAAUAGAGCACGCUAUAGGCAGUUUGUGAAGCGAAUUGGUCAUAUGAUCAGGAUGACCCUUGGUUAUGUGAGUGACCAUUGGGCACAGUAUGUGAGACACAACCAAGGUGUGGGGUUGGCCCUGGAGCCCUACUCCGUGGAGAAACUACAGGUUGAGUUUGAUGAGCUGUUUCUGAGAACUGUCCUGCACGUGCUGAAAGCCAAAAGACUUGGCAUUUGGCUGUUUAUGUCAGAAAUGCCUUUUGGAACACUGUCGGUCCCGAUGCUCUGGAAGCUCUUCUACCUCAUGCACCAGGUGGAGAGCGGGAACCUGGAGACUCUCUGCACUGCCCUCCCGCCAGCAGAGUGCAAGAAGCAACUCCAAGACCCAGAACAUUUUGUGAACUUUGAGAAGUGUCUUUCUUCCAUGAAUAGCUCGGAAGAGAUUUGCCUUCUGACUGCAUUUGCUCAGAUGGCUCAGGCCAGAAGAACCAAUGUGGAUGAAGACUUCAUAAAAAUUAUUGUUCUGGAGAUAUAUGAGGUAUCUUAUGUUACCUUGUCCACCAGAGAGACUUUUUCAAAGGUUGGUCGAGAGCUUUUAGGGGCCAUCACAGCGGUUCACCCUAAGAUCAUUUCUCUUCUUUUGGAUAGAGUUCAAGACACCAUUGACCAGGUUGGAAUGGUGUCUUUAUACUUGUUUAAAGAACUGCCUUUGUAUCUUUGGCGACCUUCCGCCUCUGAGAUAGCCGUGAUUCGGGAUUGGUUACUAAAUUAUAACCUGACAACAGUGAAGAACAAAUUGGCUUGUAUUAUUCUGGAAGGACUCAACUGGGGAUUUAAUGUACAGGAUAUCCUUCAUCUGGAGCAAGUAGUCCAUGCUGAAGUGGCUUUAACAAUUCUCGAAGCAUACCAGAAAUACCUUGCACAGAAGCCAUAUGCUGGGCUUCUUUCUGAAAGUAUGAAGCAGGUUUCAUACUUGGCCAGUAUUGUUCGAUAUGGAGAGACACCUGAGACCUCAUUUAACCAAUGGGCCUGGAACUUGAUCUUGAGGUUAAAACUUCAUAAAAAUGAUUAUGGAAUACAGCAGAACUGUCCAGCAGUCCCCUUCUCCAGCACUGUGCCUGACAUGACCGAGUCACCCACGUUUCAUCCUCUCCUGAAGGCUGUCAAAGCGGGCAUGCCCAUUGGCUGUUAUCUGGCCUUAGCUAUGACGACGGUGGGCCACAGCAUUGAGAAGUUCUGUGCAGAAGGCAUCUCACUGUUGGGAAUUCUGGUCCAGUCGAGGCAUUUGAGAACAGUGGUCCAUGUCCUGGAUAAGAUUCUGCCUUUGUUCUACCCUUGCCAAUAUUACCUUCUGAAGAAUGAGCAGUUUUUGUCACACCUCCUUCUGUUCCUGCACUUGGACAGCGGCGUCCCUCAGGGUGUUACGCAGCAGGUCACCCACAAGGUGGCACAGCAUCUGACUGGAGCCAGCCAUGGGGACAACGUGAAACUUCUCAACAGCAUGAUCCAGGCCCACAUAGCUGUAAGCACUCAGCCCAAUGAAGUGGGCCCCAUUGCCGUAUUGGAGUUUUGGGUUCAGGCUUUGAUAAGCCAACAUCUUUGGUAUCGAGAACAACCCAUCCUCUUCCUUAUGGACCACUUGUGUAAAACAGCUUUUCAGCUGAUGCAGGAGGACUGUGUUCAGAAAUUACUCUACCAGCAACAUAAGAAUGCUUUGGGUUACCACUGUGACCGGAGUCUGCUCUCUUCCCUGGUGAGCUGGAUCGUGGCAGGCAACAUCACUCCAUCCUUCGUGGAGGGCUUGGCCAUGCCCACUCAGGUCUGGUUUGCAUGGACUGUCCUGAACAUGGAAUCCAUAUUUGAAGAAGAUUCUCAACUCCGAAGAGUUGUUGAAGGGGAACUGGUUAUAAACCCUUCUUUCACUCCUGACCAAGCUUUGAAGAAAGCCCAGGCCCAGCUGAAGCUCCCCAUCGUCCCGUCUCUCCAGAGGCUGCUGAUUUAUCGUUGGGCCCACCAGGCUCUCGUCACACCUUUUGAUCAUCCUCUUCUGCCACUCAUCUGGCAGAAGUUCUUCCUCCUGUACCUUCACCGCCCAGGGCCACAAUAUGGGUUACCCGUAGAUGGUUGUAUGGGAAGAAGGUUUUUCCAAAGCCCUGCUCAUACCAGUUUGUUGAAAGAAAUGAAGAAGCGCCUGACUGAGGUGGCUGAUUUCCACCAUGCGGCGAGCAAAGCCCUCCGUCUGCCAGCAGAGGGCAGUGAAGGGCCGCCAGCGAGCCAGACUGGUGCCCCUGGUUACCUGACUUCACCGGAACUGCACAGGGAGCUCGUGAGGCUCUUCAAUGUAUAUAUAUUAUGGCUGGAAGAUGAAACUUUUCAAAAAGGAGACACCUAUAUCCCUUCUCUACCAAAGCAUUAUGACACUCACAGGCUAGCCAAAGUGAUGCAGAAUCAACAGGAUCUGUGGAUGGAAUAUUUAAACAUGGAGCGCAUACAUUAUGAAUUUCAGGAAACCAUUGGUCUAUGGACACAGACCAAGCUUGAGUCCCAUUCUGCAGCCUGCAGUUUAUCAGUGCAGCUGGACUUUACUGAUGCUUUUCUGGCUAAAGAGAGGGUUUUAAGUAACUUGCAGAUGCACGAGGCCCCCCAGCCUCCCCUCGUUCUGCACCCAGUGAGGCCUCCUGUGCCGGUUAUUUCGUCUGCCGUGCUCCUGAGUCAGGAGGACACCACCCAGCUGGUGCGCACAGACCUGAAUCUGUUGCAACAGCAGGCCAGAACGGCUGCCCUUCGGGAAUCUCAACAGGUUGCCUUGGAUAGUGAGCUGUUGGACACAAUACCCAAACAGUAUGUUAAUCGGGAAGAACAGACCACACUACAUUUGGAGUGUAGAGGCAGUAGUGGUAAGAAAUGCCAAGGAGCAGCAGUUGUAACAGUUCAGUUUGAAGGUAUGCAUAAGAAUGAAGCAGUAAGCCAACAGCUUCGUGUUUUGCGGAAAGAAGUGAAGCAGCUGCAAGCAGAAGCUACUACACCACCACCACUUAAUGUUGUGGAAGCUGCUGUGCAUGCAGAAAACUUGAUUACGGCCUUAGUGAACGCCUACAAGUUGCAGCCUACCCCUGGGGUUCAGAAGGUUGGCAUUAGCCUCUUCUUUACUGUUGUGGAUUAUGUCAGCGAUGAGACCCAGCGCCAUCCUCCUACGAGGCAGUUCUUUACUUCAUGCAUUGAGAUUUUGGGACAGGUGUUCAUCAGCGGUACUAAGUCAGAAUGCAAAAAAGUACUUGAGACCAUUCUGAAGAACAGAAGGCUCUGCUCUCUUUUGUCUCCUUUCUUUACCCCCAAUGCUGCGCCUACAGAGUUCAUACAGCUCUAUGAGAAAGUGGUGAAGUUCCUUAGUGAGGACAACAGCGACAUGAUUUUCAUGCUGCUAACCAAGUUCCAUCUUAAGCAAUGGUUAAACGCCACUAAACCUCCUCUGUCUGAUCGUACCAGGCUUCUGGAGUCCAUUCAUUUGGCACUUACUGCCUGGGGCCUUGAACCAGAUGAAGAUAUUUUGAUGCCAUUUAAUCUUUUCUGUAAGCACUGGACUUACCUUCUUCUCUACCAGUUCCCUGACCAGUACAGUGACAUUCUCAGGCUGCUGAUGCAAAGCUCUGCUGAGCAGCUGCUGAGCCCUGAGUGCUGGAAAGCCACUCUGCGAGCCCUGGGCUGCUGCGCCCCCAACUGCCAGCAGGGGGCGGCUUCUGCUGAGAGCGCGGCGUUUCAGAGCUCCCAGGACGUUCUCUUGUCAGACAAGCAGGUAAUGGAGACUAUACAGUGGCUCUCAGACUUUUUUUAUAAGCUUCGGUUAUCCACGUUGGACUUUAAAAGUUUUGGUUUAUUCUCAAAAUGGAGUCCUUACGUGGAUGAUGUGAAGACAUUCAUGGGCUAUCUUGUAAGAAGGCUGCUUGACUCAGAAGUGGCUUGCUCUGACCAAGACCCAUCUGCCAGCAGCAAAACAGUGCUGAGAUCCUUGCAUUCAUUAAUCAUCCAACUCUUUAAGCCGUGGAUCCUGGUUUUAGAGGACAAUGAAAGCAGCCAGUGCUGUUACCCCUGGCUGGAGAGCGACACUGUGGUGGCCGCCAGCAUUGUGCAGCUGUUCACUCACUGCAUUGGCUCGCUGCAUGAGAGUUUUAAAGGGAAGCUGUUGCCAGGUGAUGCAGAAGCCCUUCGGUUACACCUGAUGCAUUAUUGUGAAGCAUGUACAGCGCCCAAAAUGCCAGAGUUCAUUCUGUACGCUCUUCAUAGUGCCUACCGGAAACUGCCGUGGAGGGACCUGCACCCCGACCAGAUGCUCAUGGAGGCCUUCUUCAAAGUGGAACGGGGAAGCCCCAAAAGCUGCUUCUUAUUUUUGGGGUCUGUCCUCUGUGAAGUCAACUGGAUCAGUGUGCUCGCUGACGCCUGGAGUCCAAGUCCCCUCCCAGAGACCCGGAGCAUGGUUGUCUGCCUCCUUUUUAUGCUGAUCUUACUGGCAAAGGAAGAUCAACUGGCUGACCAGCCGGAGUCGCCUCUGCUUAGUCUCCUUGGGCAGACAGGUUCAUUCUCAUGGCAUCUUGUGGAUACCGUGUCGUAUCAGAGCGUGCUGGGUUAUUUCAGCAGCCAUUACCAGCCAGCCAUCCUCCUGGAGAAGGAAGCUUCUGCUGAAUUAAUCGUGAAGCUCCUAAAAGUGACUGCAGGCCUCUCCGUUCCUACUGAUGGCCAGAAACAUCUUGAUGCAGUUCCAAAAUGCCGAGCCUUCAUUCAUCAGAUGGUUCAGUUCCUCAGCUCCCUGGAACAAAAUGGAAAAAUCACCUUAGCUGUUCUAGAACAGCAAAUGUCUAAGCUCUUAGAUGAUAUCAUUCUCUUUAACCCACCUGACGUGGACGGCCAGACCCGCCACAUGGCCCUCAGCAGCCUCUUCAUAGAAGUCCUAAUGAUGAUGAACAAUGCAACUAUUCCAACGGCAGAGUUCCUCCGGGGCAGUAUCCGGACCUGGAUUGAGCAGAAUGUUCACGGGCUGGCGGUGCUGCCCCUUCUCACUGCAGCCUGCCAGAGCCUGGCUUCUGUCCGCCACAUGGCUGAGACGACAGAGGCCUGCAUCACCGCCUACUUCAAAGAAGGCUCCAACAAUCAGAUUUUAGGAUGGGGCCCCAUUCUGGUGUCCCUUCAAGUUCCUGAGCUCACCAUAGAAGAAUUUCUGCAGGAAUGCCUGUCCCUUGGCAGUUACUUGACUCUUUAUGUCUACUUGCUGCAGUGUUUAAAUAGCGAACAGACGCUGAGGAAUGAGAUGAAAGUGCUGCUCAUCUUAAGCAAGUGGUUGGAACAGGUGUACCCGAGGUCUGUGCAGGAAGAGGCGAAGCUGUUUUUGUGGUGGCACCAGGUCCUCCAGCUGUCGCUGAUUCAGGCCGAGCAGAAUGAUUCGGUCUUGACAGAAUCUAUCAUUCGAAUUCUGCUCAUGCUUCAGAGCAGGCAGAACCUGCUGGCUGAGGAGAGGCUCAGCUCUGGGAUUCUGGGGGCAAUUGGGUUUGGCCGAAAAUCGCCCCUGUCUAACAGGUUCCGAGUGGUUGCCCGAGGCAUGGCCGCCUUCCUUGCAGUUCAGGUUCCUGCUGAGGAUCAGAUUCGUUUGAAGCCUAGCUCUGAAUUAUAUCUCACCCCGAAAGCUCAGCAGGCUCUGAGUGCACUUGAAUCCUUGACAUCAAGUAAGCAGUAUGUUGAAUACCAGGAUCAGAUAUCGCAAGCUGCACAGUUUAUAAAGCAUCCUGGCCAUUGCCUCCAAGAUGGAAAAAGCUUCCUGGCUCUUCUUGUUAACCAUCUCUACCCAGAAGUGCAUUAUUUGGACAAUAUACGAUAGUAACACUGAGGAUCUUGAAAAACCCAUUGCUGUUUAUGUUUACAUUUAACUUUACUGUUGCACAAGUAACUGCUCAGUUUCACUGUGGAGCUCAGUGUGGCCCAUGAGGUGGUUGACUGAGAUGUAAGUCAGAGGCACUAGAUCAUUCUAUUGUGCAUGUGUACCUGUGAGUGUGUGUGUGUCUGUGUGUGUGUUCUUAGCUCUUAAAACCUUCCGUGGACUUUUCAGUUUUUAUGUUCAUUCAACAAGAUAAAGUUACCAAGUUCCCCUUGGGGAAGAGCUACUCACAGUUGCCGAAUAUCCUAAUCAUCUCUUAAGACCCCAAGAUAGGGUUCCUUGUAGGUUUCCACUUCUGUCUUCCCCUGUUCUCUUUCAAUGUCGAGGGUCCUGUGCCAGAUCUCACUACUUUGGGAAUCAUGUAGAACCCUCACUUUUGAACUCCAUUUGUGUUUUUUCAAAAGUCAAAUAAGCUUUGAAAAGUUCUGCAUUUCUCAAAUAGAAGGAAAUAUAUCAGCUUAAAAGUAUUGUGUAUUUCUCUCAGAUGGGAGAUAAGAAUGCUGAAUUAGAGUUACUCCGUGUCUAAAAUGUGACCACUUGAUCCUGAUUAUAGUGGACAGCAGAGAUGGCGACCAGUAUAUUUCCAUCCAGCCAUGUGUCCCUCAUGGAGAGGCGCCGUCUGCGUAGGUCGGGGGCGGCUCGCUGGCAGCCUGGGGAGCCUCCUGGGCGCAGAUGUGUUUUGUUUGGUCCACAGGGGUGGAGAAUGUGAACAGGCUCGCUCUCUUCAGUUCAGUGUGGGCAUGAACUCCCUUUCAUUCCACCCCAGCCUGUUCCCCUCAUUCAUGUCACUUAUAGACCCCUGUGGACAUGUAAGUUUGCACCUCGCUAUAGCCAGCAAGUUACAUAUCUGAAGGCC
Messenger RNA from Pteronotus mesoamericanus, 8700 nucleotides. It is a transcript of the gene EPG5, whose product is annotated as ectopic P-granules 5 autophagy tethering factor. Lineage: Eukaryota; Metazoa; Chordata; Mammalia; Chiroptera; Mormoopidae. The record is from RefSeq and is a predicted model, not a curated record. The transcript is spliced from 44 exons. Gene Ontology annotation, biological process: autophagosome maturation. The coding region runs from base 51 to 7787 and encodes 2578 amino acids. Gene Ontology annotation, cellular component: cytoplasm.